CGGGUGUACUUUGGAUACAAGACGACGAUGCUUGCUUAGAAUAUGAAUAAGCAAAAAGGCUGAAUUUUGGUAAGCGAAUAAUACUAACAUGGAGAGAAACCAAAUUAUUCCGAAUUCGAUUGAUUGUUUUCCACGUCAUGCCAUGGGAAGAGGAAAUAAAGAUAAACGAAAGAACAUGAAAGGGUACAUUCCCAGUUAUUUAGAUGGCAACGAGGAAUGCGUGGUUUGUGGUGAUAAAGCGACAGGAUAUCAUUAUCGAUGUAUAACAUGCGAGGGGUGUAAGGGAUUUUUCCGGCGUACUGUCCAGAAAGACUUGCAGAAGACGUAUCAAUGCAAACAACGCGGGAAAUGUCAGGUCAACAAAGUAUCAAGGAACCAAUGCCAGAUGUGUCGAUACGAGAAAUGCAUUGCUACCGGGAUGGCAACAGACCUGGUUUUGAAUGAAGACAAACGAAUAGCGAAGCGGAAACUGAUCGAACGUAAUCGGCAACUACGACGUCAUAAAGACAUAAGUCACGUGAUGGGAACGUGGAAAGUCGGGCGAGUAAGCGACGAUGAUAAUCACGUGAUAUCUGCCGUCGUGCAAGCUCAUAAUGACGUCAUAAAUGACGAUGACUUCGAAGAAACGAGCCGAUCACCGACCCACGGCGAACAAUUCUCAAGCGCAUUGACGAACGCUGUCACUCGGGUGGUGGAGUUUGCGAAACGGUUGCCAUUUUUUACUGGAAAGUUCAACAGACGACCAAGUUGCAAUGUUGAAAGGUUGUUGCAUGGAAGUGAUCGUGUUGAACUGUGUGGCUUCAUAUGAUCGAGCUCGCUGUACAUUAAAACUGUUCUCAAAAGUUAUAAUAACAAGAGAAAAAUUACGCCGAACGAGAUUCGAUCAUUUUGCCGACGAUUUGUUUAGAACUGCAGAAGAAAUGUCCAUUUUGCAACUGACCGAAACAGAAAUUGCGAUGCUAAAAGCUAUUAUUGUGUUUGCUGCAGAUCGACCACGAAUUCAACACAUUGACGAAAUCAGAAAUAUUCAAGACUCUUUGCUUCAAUCGCUACGAUAUUACGUCAUGGAUAAACGUCAGCACGAAUACGCAGUAUGGUCAACGCUACUUAUUAAAAUGGCUGAUAUACGUCGAAUAAGCAACGGGUUCGCUGCUUCACUUAUGGACAUGAAGUUAAACAACCCAGAAGAACUAAUCGUAUUGUUUGCCGAGGACCGCAGAGGUACUCCCGACGAUCAUACACCUCUACAAGACGCAAGAAUGGACACAACCAAAACCUCGGCAUCUCAAAAGCUAUGUCAAAAAGGCGGCAAUAAAGAAAACCGAAUGGAUAAUUCAAAGCGAGUUUCGACAAGCGUGAAGAAAGUUUCGAACUCGUGGCCGCCAACGUAUAAGCGGGACGAACCCUUCAUGAGUAACAGAGCCUUACUACCGCAGCAUUACGGUGUGUGGUCGUGCUUCCCAAAACCAAGUUACGAUCUUCCAAACCCAUCCUUACCUAAACCAAGUGGAUUCCAGCCGUUGCAACUGCCACAUGCAGCAUUAUCAGGGCACGUAGGGAAAACUUUGGGUAGAAAUAAUUUCAUCCUGCCUACAGCACUUCACCCAAGCUUGAACACGGUGAAACAUUCAGACAUGUUUCGUGCAAUGCCUGUAGAUAGCGGGGAAUUUAUACCGAGUAUCAAUCCACCAGCUUACAUUGCGAACAGUAAAACAAAUGUUUCGCCCCAAACACGGUGGUUAUUAAAAGAGCGUUUUACACAAGAAAAGGGCACGCAUAUUUCGGACAAAAACGUCCACGCAAAUCAAAAUGCAACGGAAGAAGCAAUAAACUUGUCACUAAAAUUAUAAACGCGAAAAAUGUAUACCUAAUGCAUGGGUAAUGGGUUAACUCUGGUCUAAAUCUCAGGUCCCAUGAAGUUUCACAUUGUUAAACACACCACUGCUUUCAAUGUUUGUAUUUUUUUAUUUGUAAUCUCUUCGGUUUAAAAAAUUUGAAGUUUUUGGUUAGUUUGAAUCAAAUAUUUAAUCUUACAUCACUGUUAUGUGCCAAAUAAAUAGUAUUUCAAUUCACACUUACAAAGAGAAACUGACAGUAACACCUUUUCACUUUCACUUUUCUAAUAUGUUCAACAAUAAGAUGUAUAAACUUGCUUAUAUGACUUAAGACUACACUGACUAUGUGAGUAUUUGUUCUUAACUGCUGCUCUGUUUAAUAAAUUGAACUUUC
This is a messenger RNA of Ciona intestinalis (vase tunicate), 2229 nucleotides long. The record is from RefSeq and is a predicted model, not a curated record. Lineage: Eukaryota; Metazoa; Chordata; Ascidiacea; Phlebobranchia; Cionidae.